This is a messenger RNA of Drosophila yakuba, 4025 nucleotides long. It is a transcript of the gene Keap1, whose product is annotated as kelch-like ECH-associated protein 1B. The coding region runs from base 706 to 3039 and encodes 777 amino acids. The record is from RefSeq and is a predicted model, not a curated record. Gene Ontology annotation, molecular function: protein binding. Lineage: Eukaryota; Metazoa; Arthropoda; Insecta; Diptera; Drosophilidae. The transcript is spliced from 6 exons.
AAUUUAAGCUAUCUUUUGAACGAAACGAAAUUCCUAACUGCUUGCAUGACGCGCGUAAAUUUGUUGAACAUACUGUGUAGCCGCACAGUUACCCUGCAAAUUAAUUAGUUGGGUACAUAAAAAAGUGAGGCUUCCUAAAAAAACUUGCUGGACGGGUUGGGCACUUCGCACCCAAAACAUAAAAUCAUGGCAACAAAUUAUGUUUGCCAUAGGCACAAUUCGUAAGCGUCAUCGUUACAAACUGAAAACGCAAGCAAGCCGUGCGUUUCAUUCAUGGCGUAUCUUUUAUCGUCACAACGCGGAGUAUAUUCACCUGUAAGGGUCCAAAAGAACCGAGUCACAUGGGUACACACAUGUAAGCAUGAUAGCGCUCUUUGUAACGCUCCCCGCCAUCCGAGAGAUAAGUCGUCUCUGGGGCCUCUGGGUCUUUCGAUUCGGAUUCCCGAUGGGCCAGGCCAGACGCAGCAGACCAUGGCAGUCAGUUGACGGGCUCUCUCCACGGCGCACGCAUGAUCGCCGGAGCGGAUUUACGGAGCAGCAGCUGAUCGAUCGUGCGCUUUCAUUUUCACACGGACUUUCAGUCUUUGUUCGCGAAUUGCCAUUAUCUCAAGUGGAGUGAAGCGAACGAUUAUUGAAACACAAUUGAUUAUUGUGAUCUGACGAAGCUGUGCAGGAUCUCCUUAUCGAUCCCAGAUUAGUGCCAAUAUGCAAACCCAAAUGCAUUCGCCCAUGCAAUAUGAGACUCACAUCUCCAACAUGCCCACCCACAACAGCUACUCCUCCAGCCGCCCAGAAGAGGCUGAGAUGAGCAGCACUACGGAAAGUUGUUCCAUCUCAUGCGGUGGUCGGUUCGGAUCGGCGCACUCGACCUUAGAUGAUCACGAUGCUACAGAUGACGACAUGACCUUCUGCAUGUCCAACUACGCCAAGGAGGCCCUGAAGAUGAUGUACAUGAUGCGUUCGCACGGCAUGCUCACAGACGUGGUGCUGGAGGUGAAGAAUGAACUCUUUCCCGCCCACAAAGUGGUGCUGUCCGCAGCAUCGCCCUACUUCAAGGCCAUGUUCACAGGCGGACUCAAGGAGUCGGAGAUGUCGCGCGUCCAGCUCCAAGGGGUGUGUCCCACGGCCAUGUCCCGCAUCCUCUACUUCAUGUACACCGGCCAAAUACGCGUGACUGAGGUAACGGUGUGCCAACUCCUGCCCGCGGCUACCAUGUUCCAAGUGCCAAACGUAAUCGAUGCCUGCUGUGCCUUUCUGGAGCGCCAAUUGGACCCAGCGAAUGCCAUUGGCAUCGCCCACUUUGCUGAGCAACACGGCUGCGUUGAGCUGCAAAAGAAGGCCAAUGUGUUCAUCGAGCGUAAUUUCACUCAGGUGUGCCAAGAGGAGGAGUUUCUUCAGCUUUCGGCAUAUCAGGUGAUAGCCCUGAUACGAAGGGAUGAACUGAAUGUGCAGGAGGAGCGAGAGGUUUACAACGCUGUGCUGAAGUGGGUGAAAUACGACGAGGACAACCGGCACUGUAAAAUGGAGCACAUUUUGGGCGCUGUACGUUGUCAGUUCCUCACGCCAAACUUCCUCAAGGAGCAGAUGAAAAACUGCGAUGUUCUGCGGAAGGUGCCCGCCUGUCGGGAGUAUUUGGCCAAGAUCUUCAAGGACUUAACGCUGCACAAGUGCCCGGGUGUCAAGGAACGAACCCCCAACACCACGAGGAUGAUAUUCGUUGCCGGCGGCUUUUUCCGUCACUCACUGGAUAUUCUGGAGGCCUACAAUGUAGACGACAAGACGUGGACGACACUGCCGAAUCUUCGCAUUCCAAGAUCUGGUUUGGGUGCCGCCUUUCUCAAGGGCAAGUUCUAUGCGGUUGGAGGCAGAAAUAACAACAUUGGAUCUUCCUACGACUCGGAUUGGGUUGAUCGCUAUAGUGCAGUCACCGAGACCUGGCGUCCCUGCGCUCCCAUGUCCGUGCCACGCCACCGAGUGGGCGUGGCGGUGAUGGACGAGCUGAUGUACGCCGUGGGCGGAUCCGCGGGCAUGGAGUACCACAACACGGUGGAAUACUAUGACCCGGAUUUGGAUCGCUGGACUCUUGUACAGCCGAUGCAUUCCAAGCGUUUGGGAGUGGGUGUUGUGGUGGUCAACCGUCUGCUUUAUGCCAUCGGAGGUUUCGAUGGAAACGAGCGGUUGGGCAGCGUGGAAUGCUACCAUCCGGAGAACAACGAGUGGAGCUUUCUGCCACCACUACAAACGGGUCGCAGUGGAGCGGGUGUUGCUGCAAUUAACCAGUACAUCUACGUUGUUGGUGGUUUCGAUGGCACUCGUCAACUAGCCACCGUGGAGCGUUAUGAUACCGAAAACGAAACCUGGGACAUGGUGGCGCCAAUCCAAAUCGCACGUAGUGCACUCUCUCUGACACCGCUGGACGGAAAACUGUACGCCAUUGGUGGAUUCGAUGGCAACAACUUCCUGUCCAUAGUCGAGGUCUACGACCCACGAACGAAUAGCUGGACUAAAGGAACACCACUAAAAUCGGGUAGAUCGGGCCACGCGUCGGCGGUUAUUUAUCAACCAGCGUGUUCCACGACAUCUAUGGACUACGAGGACAGCGACGCACCACAAACCGAUGGAAGUAACAACGAGGGCAGGGACGGACAUACCCCACAAAACUCGUACGGUAGUGGGAGUCCACAUUAUCUUGGAACAGCGUCCAAUAUGCAGUUUCAUAGUUCAUUUGGAUCAAGCGGCUGCAACAACUGUGACUCGGAAACGGAUAUGAAACCAGAUAUUACUGCAGAACAGCAUAGUUUUCAAAUUCCCGCCAUCAAAUCAGAGGAAGAGCUGGUCAAUCCAAGCUGUCCCUGGUCUACAAUGCAAGAAAGAUUUCGAAGAACUCCACCAGCGUCUUUCUCAGAGAAUGUGCAAACCGUAGAUAGUGUGCGUCAUAAACUUUUUAAAACGAAAAAAUGUUUUUUAAGCACAGCAGCGAAAGUUUUUCACAGUCACAUCGAAGAUCGCCUGCGAAAACUCACGAGUACAGCCACAUGACAAUACGAAUCCGAGCCUCACGCUUAGCCUCAACCAAAAACAUUAUUCAUUGUACAAAGCCUGAUCGUUUCCCCUAGAAUUCCAUGUUGAGAAGCAGCAUUCCAUUGUAAUAUUACUAGUGUGUUCGCUAGGUGAUAAUUAGUCAAACCGUUUUUAUGGCAUCCAUAACAUAACUGGCGCGCGUCAGACAAUUUUAAAAAGAUUGAUUAGGGUUAAUAGUUGAUUAGUGGGAGGAAAGUUUCGUAUUUUAUGUAUUUUGUAGGUAUCCAAACUGAUAGAUUGCGUAUUGUACUUUUUUAGCGUAGGAUAAAAAGAGGAAUUAUGUGCAUCCAAAAUAGUUUUUAAGAAAAAAACAAAUAGGUUAAAAAAUAUUAAACAAACAUAUUUUACAAAAUUAUUUAAUCUGUUAUUAAUCUUUUGCAAACCUUUGGUCUACGUGUGGGUUCUAUUUAUUCUGUGGCAACAAUAAGGCCAUAUAUAAAUUUCUUCCCAUUAAACUCACCGUGACAGCGCUAUUCCAUUUGAAAGAUAAGCUGUAUUUGUUUCGUAUUUGUUUGUAAAGGACUAUUUGUGUAUUUUUAGCUUUUAAACAAGUUGUCUAAACAAGUUUUACAUUAAAGACUCCUCUGCUUUCGGGGCCUUGGAGGAUUAAAGGAAACAUGCGUGUUGUCGGUUAUGGAAACGAUGUUUAGGCCACCCAUUUGCAGUCCUUUGAUGGCCGACUGAAUUAAAAAUAUUCAAUUAUUUUUAAAUGGUAUGAGUGACAUUAUGUUUGGCACAUACCAUUCUUCCAGGACCAAGACCUCGGACCUUCACUCGCACAGUCUUCCAACCCAAUUCAAUGGCUUUCUGAAAUACAAUCGAAUUUUUUGUACAUUUAUAGAAUUAGUUUAACAUCCUAUUCAAAUAGAAUAUUGUGUCCCAUUAUUAUCCAAAAUGUAGUUUGUAGUUUUCCACUUUAGUAAAACCGAUUUUUCUGAAAAGUA